GCGAAAGUUCAGACCUGUAAAUACAGUCUUGUAAAUACUUUGUCAGUUUUCACUGCGUAUUUCCGUCAUGAUCAAAUUAUUUUCGCUAAAGCAACAAAAGAAGGACGGUGUUGAUCCAUCAGAUAGAUCUGGAAGUCAUAAAAAGUCUUCAGCUGCACAGCUUAGAAUACAAAAAGAUAUAAAUGAAUUGAAUUUGCCGAAAACAUGCCAAGUAGAUUUCCCAGACCCAGAUGAUCUUCUUAACUUCAAACUUGUGAUAAGUCCAGAUGAGGGUUUCUACAGAGGAGGAAGAUUUGUAUUUAACUUCAAAGUAGGUCAAGGAUAUCCACAUGAUGCCCCAAAGGUGAAAUGUGAGACAAUGGUAUACCAUCCCAACAUAGAUUUGGAAGGAAAUGUUUGCCUCAAUAUUUUAAGGGAAGACUGGAAACCAGUGUUGACAGUAAACUCAAUAGUGUAUGGAUUACAGUAUUUAUUUCUGGAACCUAAUCCAGAAGAUCCUUUGAAUAAAGAAGCAGCUGAGGUUCUUCAAAACAAUAGACGAUUAUUUGAACAAAAUGUUGCUAAAUCUAUGCGUGGUGGAUAUAUAGGAUCUGUGUACUUUGACCGAUGUUUAAAGUGAACUCAUUUAUUUCCUUGCUUAAUGAUUGAUAUUUUCUGAACAGUCUUGAUUGAAAGUAACGCAUUAUCACAGAUGAAUGGAAAAACAUUUGACUUGGAGUAUCUGACAGAUAUAUGUAGCUGUGUUUCGUAUUGUAGAAAGGCAUUGCACUUUUUUCUGCUGGGAGAAAAUUAUAGCCAGUUUUAUAAGCCAAUUCCAUGUUUCAAACAGAAAACAAAUCUCCUAAACUUGGUUGGACCUUCCACACAUUUGCUCAGGUAGUUACCCAUUGACUGCUCUUAGGGGGCUUCUAGAGCUUAAAAUGGAAAACAAAACAUGAUUUUAAAGCAUGUAAGUCAGUUUGAAAUAAAUGUAACAGGAUCAUAUAAGCAUCAUCAUUUAAAGAUAUUUAUAAACUGUUGUUAAGAAUUAAAACAGUACAACCUGGCUUAGCAGCAAUAUUAAUCUUUUUAUCAUACUAGAAGCCUAAUUGUAUGAUCUUCAUGAAACCUGACCAAAAUGUUUGUUUUUCAUGCAAUCUAUGUGAGGCUUUAAUUCGACAUUGGAGGUGAAAAUCUACCUCACUGGAUCAAAUCUUAGAAAAUCAUUUUUAUCAUGCAUUUAAUUAAUUGUUUCCAUGAAACUUGAUUAAAAUGAUUAUCUUUAAGUGGAUCUACAAAAACUUGAUAUCACAAGGUUAAAUUAUAGAAAACUUGGCUUCAAGCUCUAUAGGCCGCAAUGCUCUACAAAACACAUGAUCUGAUUAACACUCCAGGUCUACAUGAUCUGCUUGAAACAUGCUCAGAAUUUUAGCUCAUCUGAACAUGGUUGAGGGUGAGUGAUUAGUAUAGGUGGAUGACCCUGUGUCCAUCAUCAUGCUUCAGUUGUCUAUUGAUUUCAGCAUGAUGAGUUGACCUCACUUGGUAGCUUGUAUUUUGUCAAAAUUAUGCCCCAUUGCAUGUAAGAUCACUAGAAUCAAGGUCAAUGUCACUCUUAACAGAAAUAGAAAAAGACAGUUUCCACUCAAUAAAUUUGGUUUGCGUUGAUGUAUUGAAAUUAAACAUGGCCUAAAGUAGCUUAUAGAAAGGCCAAGGGUGGGAUUGUGUAUGAGGUCACUUGGAUCAAGUUCAGGAUCAGCAUAACUUAAUACAUCUGCAUACAUAGAAAAUUCCACCGUGGUGCAGUGGUCUGGAGGGUUUGUCUAUUUUACAUUUUGUAAUGUUGAACAGAUGUGUGCAGGUUCUGUUUUUAGGAGGUCAUUCGAUUUUACUUAAAUCGUAUAAAUCCAUUGAGAUAUUAGGUGGGUAAAAGGGGGCUAUGUAUAAUCUUCUCCUCUUCUGACUUUUUAAAAAAAUAUUUCUUCAGAAUUAAAACAAAAGAAGACUGUUUUGUCAAUUUUUAGUCUGAAUGUAUCAUCUCUAUUUAGUAAUUUCCAAACAGGUGUGUGUUCUCGUUCAGAGAUGGCCAGUUAUAAUGUGCUGUGUCAGCUGAACAAAACUGUUUGGGAGGCUUUGUUUGUUUGUUUGUUUUGGGUUUAACGCCAUUUUUCAACAGUAUUUCAGUCAUGUAACGGCAGGCAGUUAACCUAACUAGUUUUCCUGGAUUCUGUACCAGUACAUACCUGUUCUCCGCAAGUAACUGCCAACUUCCCCACAUGAAUCAGUGGUGGAGGACUAAUGAUUUCAGACACAAUGUCGUUUAUCAAAUAGUCACGGAGAACAUAUGCCCCGCCCGAGGAUCGAACUCACGACCCCGCGAUCCGUAGACCAAUGCUCUACCUACUGAGCUAAGCGGGUGGGCAGUUACUUGUUGCAAUUGUUCACAAGAAACUUGUGCUGGCAUGAUUUUAAACAGAUUCAAUAGCAUUGAUUCAAUAGCAUUACCAGUAAAAGUGAUAAAUUAUAUUGUUUAAAACAAUAUGCAAAAUUGUGAUUUUCAUACCACCUGUCAAACUUACCUAAGAUAAAUUUGGAUAUGGGGACCUCAGUGGCCCAGUGGUUAAGUUUGCCGACUUCAAAUCACUUACCCCUCACUGAUGUGGGUUCAAGUCUCAUUUGUGGUAUAGAGUUCUUCAUGUUAAGACGCCAUACAGCUGGCUUACAGAAUGUCAGUGGUUCUACCCAGGUGCCCACCCAAGAUGAAAUAAUGCAAGGAGGGGCAUGUGGGGUCUUCUUCCAACACCAUAAGCUGGAAAGUCGCCAUAUGACCUUUAAUAGUUAAGGUGUGAUGUAAAACGCAACAAAAACAAAACAAAACAAAUUCAAAUAUGUGAAUCCACAGCGAUGAGAAGGUGGGAAACUUUGUUUAUCAAAUUGUAUUUCUUUUUCAGAAACAUUUAAUAAUUGUACUAUAUAUUUAAUUUAAAACCCUGAAGCUGACAGAAUUCAAGAUUUUAUUACAUGACUUGCAACUUGUACUACAAGAUAAUUGUAAAUAAAAAUUUACUGACAUA
Mercenaria mercenaria is the source of this 3050-nucleotide messenger RNA. RefSeq names its product NEDD8-conjugating enzyme Ubc12. The record is from RefSeq and is a predicted model, not a curated record. NCBI's taxonomy places the organism in Eukaryota, Metazoa, Mollusca, Bivalvia, Venerida, Veneridae. The transcript has 5 exons. The coding region runs from base 68 to 619 and encodes 183 amino acids.